AUGGAAGACUGCACGGUGUUGAGAGAUAAGGUGGAGGAACUGCUUCGGGCAGGCCAUUUGAGGAAGUUUUUGAAGGAGGAACGGAGGACGAGAAGUCCACUGAGAAGGGCUAGGAUGGAACGAAAUGAUAGAAAAGAUGAUAGACACCCGGACCGUAGGCGAAGCAGAAGUCGUAGCCACGACCGAUCACUGCGCGACAUAAUAAACACUAUUUCUGGAGGUUUUGUUCGAGGGCGGUCGGCGUCAGCCAGGAAGAGGAGCCUGAGGGAGUUAAAGAGUGUUCAUCGAGUAGAUGUGAGGAAGCGCUCAAUGCCGCCGAUCAUAUUCACUGAUGAAGAUUUUCAAGCUCCUGAUCCUGAUCAAGAUGAUUCGAUGGUGAUAAUAGUUGUUAUCGCUCGAGGAUCUGAUAGCCAACAGAUGGAUUUAUCAGAGGAUCUGAUAGCUCCAUAUAACGAGCAGAUAGUAGGAUUUUCUGGAGAAAGGGUGGAUACAAGAGGAUAUGUGGACUUAAGAACCUACUUAGGGACCGAACGGAAUGAUAAGGAGGUGAAGACCAGGUUUUUGUUGGUAGAAGAAAACACGUCCUAUAAUGUGUUGUUAGGCAGACCUUGCCUAAAUGCAUUUGGGGUGAUUGUCUCCACGCUCCACCUCAAGCUCAAGUUCCCGUCGGAUAGGGGAACUAUUUGUACCGUUCGGGCGAAUCAAAGGAUUGCCCGAGAAUGUUAUGUAGCAGGACUGAGGGUUCAACCAUCCUCUUCCCGGCAGAGG
This is a messenger RNA of Vigna umbellata (rice bean), 768 nucleotides long. The record is from RefSeq and is a predicted model, not a curated record. Lineage: Eukaryota; Viridiplantae; Streptophyta; Magnoliopsida; Fabales; Fabaceae.